Messenger RNA from Odocoileus virginianus texanus, 1212 nucleotides. It is a transcript of the gene SARNP, whose product is annotated as SAP domain containing ribonucleoprotein. The record is from RefSeq and is a predicted model, not a curated record. Gene Ontology annotation, cellular component: nucleus. NCBI's taxonomy places the organism in Eukaryota, Metazoa, Chordata, Mammalia, Artiodactyla, Cervidae. Gene Ontology annotation, biological process: poly(A)+ mRNA export from nucleus.
CGUUCAGAAGGUGCCGAACCCGCCCUUCUCCAGGUCCCACCUUUUGAGAGAGGUGGGGAAAGCCGCUUGGAGGAGUGAGGGCGGUGCCAGCUCUAGACUAAUGGAGAGAGCUGAUAGUAAGAGGCGGGAGUGAGAGCGCCAACGAUUGGCCGGCAGUGGCUGUAGGCGCCGAGGCGGGAGCUCCCGGAGGUGGAGGCAGCGGGUGGGGGCCUGGCGGAGUGGAGGGGUAGCAAGAUGGCGACUGAGACGGUGGAGCUUCAUAAGCUGAAGAGCACUUCUUAACCUUUUGGAGGUCACAGAUAUCUUUGAAACUCUGAUGAAAGGUUCAUUCUGUAAAUUAAGGAAAAGCUUUAUUCUUUUUUCUCAGCUUGCUGAACUAAAGCAGGAGUGCCUUGCUCGUGGUUUGGAGACCAAGGGAAUAAAACAAGAUCUCAUCAACAGGCUCCAGGCAUAUCUUGAAGAGCAUGCUGAAGAGGAGGCAAAUGAAGAAGAUGUACUGGGAGAUGAAACAGAGGAAGAAGAACCAAAGCCCUUAGAACUGCCCGUCAAAGAGGAAGAGCCUCCUGAAAAGACUGUUGAUGUGGCAGCAGAGAAAAAAGUGGUAAAAAUUACAUCUGAAAUACCACAGACUGAGAGGAUGCAGAAGAGAGCUGAACGAUUCAAUGUACCUGUGAGUUUGGAGAGUAAGAAAGCUGCCCGGGCAGCUAGAUUUGGUAUUUCUCCAGUUCCAUCAAAAGGUCUGUCGUCUGAUACCAAGCCUAUGGUUAACAUGGAUAAGCUAAAAGAAAGAGCUCAAAGGUUUGGUUUGAAUGUCUCUUCAAUCUCCAGAAAGUCGGAGGAUGACGAAAAGCUGAAAAAGAGGAAGGAGCGAUUUGGGAUUGUCACAAGUUCAGCUGGAACAGGAACCACAGAGGAUACAGAGGCAAAGAAGAGGAAAAGAGCAGAGCGCUUUGGAAUUGCCUGAUGAAAAGCUUGUGAUGCUUUCUGUUCUCCAGUGGUUUCCACCUCUUUGACUGUUCCUGGUCACCUGUAUACCUAAAUGCACAGUUUUGUGCCUAGGUCCUGCCUUGCAGUGAGGGAGCAUGUACCCCAGGUACAUCUGUGAACUCCAGCAGCAGUUUGACUUAUUGCAGUUCCAAGUUUAAGGUUUUUGUUGUUGUGUUGUUGUUUUUUAAUUAUUAUUUUGCUUGUUAAUAAAAAAAAUAGAAAAAA